CUGGCCCCAAAGAGCACACUCAGUUCGUGGCGAGAAUCUGGCGAGUGUGGAUGCGUUCCGAGCAGAAACCGCGUCCAAACGAAAAUUCCAUUCUGCCCAAUGCAAUCCGCUAAACCGAUAAAACACAAAGCGAAAACCAGUACCAACACAAAGUGCAAUAUUAAUUCUCACACUAAAAGGCUUAAAGUGCUUUUGGCUGGCCAUAAAGUUUAGUUUCAAGUUGCACAGCCAGUUCGAAAAUCGCUGUAUACCCCGCAGGAUAUCUUCAAAAUCCAAACUUUGGAAAAAAAUCCAAUACAGAUAUCUGUGUAUAUGUAUAAUGUAUGUACGUGAGCGAGUGCCUGUGGUGGUGCAAUAAUUGUGAGCGCCAAAAAGCCGAAGAGACGGAGCCGCGCAGCCAAAUAAAUCUCUCGUCUCGUCUCUCCGCUACGCGCUACUCGCUUUCUCGCGUCGAGUCGCGCCGCUUUCUCCAGUUCGAAAGUCGCGUAGUAAAAAGUGUCGGAAAAUCUGCGCCCUGCUGCACCACCCACCCACUCAGCCGAGCCACCUUGGCCACUUUGUUUUUGGUCAAGACUUUCGCACACACUCGACUUCGAAAUUCGAAAUUGCGAAUUUGGCGCGCACCGGAGCAUCAAGUUAAAAACACACUUAACCACAUAUCCCACUUCCAGCUCAAUUAACACUUGUCAACAAAAAAUAAAACCGGGCAAAAUAGGUAUAAAAAAAUGUUAAACAUACCCGGAAAAUGCAAUACAGACUUUUGGCAACAAAAAGUUUGUGAGCUUCAAGCGAUUAUAGCAAGUAAAUGAAAACGCAAUCGAAACUGAAAUUAUUUCUAACAAUGCAUAGAAAAUAUUCCAAAAAUUGUGAAUAGGUGAAAAGAAAUCAAUUAAAACGGAAAUUAUAUUUCAUAUGUGAACUGUUCUGUGGUGUUUAACCCAUGUGCCGAGCACGAAACAAUAAAAAGAAUUUAUACAUUUUGGAAAUUAAAAGCAAUCGAUAGUGAAUCUAGCCGCAAACGAGGGAUUUAAUCGUGAACAAUCAAAAACAAAUUGAUCCACAUAAAUACGCAAACGGACAGCAAAACAAGCAAAAAUGGAGAGCAAACAUUGGAGCUGCUUUGUGGCCAUUGUGCUGGGUGUGCUUAUAUUCAAAAUGCACAUAUUUGUUGCAUUCGCCGAUCAGGAUGAGGAUAUACCGCACAACGAGGUUCGCAAUUGGGCCUUGAAGUUCGGCGUUGACUUGUGGGAGUUUGGACGACAAUUUACCAAAAUGAACGAGAUCAAAAGUCGCUUCAAGGACAACGACAUCGAAGUGAAGCGCAAGGAUGGUAUUAUCCUCCUGCGUGAAUUGGCCGCCGAGGUGAAGAACUUUAUGGAUUUCAAGCGCAAUGCUGUCAUGCGCCUGAUGGACUCCGCGGAGCAAGCUGCUCUGUCGGAGCUGGAGGGCCAGGGGCAGGCGGAAUCGCCGAUGGGCGGACAGCAGCACUACGAUGCCCGGCGGAUCAACGAAUACAAUGCCGAUGGCAAGCUGGCGGACGGAGCCCGCCACAUGGACAUCCGGUUCAUGCGGCGCUUCGAGCGUCUGCCGGUCAAUCUCAGUCUAAGCUCGAUUCUGGUCCCGCACGGCGUCGACUUGGAUGAGCCGGACGUGAAGUCGGCGCUGCAGUGGAGCGGCCAUUUGGAUCCGCUGUUCCAGAACAACUUAGAGCAAGAUCCGGCAUUGUCGUGGCAAUACUUCGGCUCCUCCACAGGCUUUCUGCGCCGCUUCCCGGGCACCGCCUGGCCUCCGGAGGGCUCCAAGGGCAGCAAGCUCAUCCACGACUUCCGCACGCACAAUUGGUUCGUCCAGGCCGCCUCGUCGCCCAAGGACAUUAUGAUUCUUUUGGAUGCCUCGUCGAGCAUGACAGAGAAGUCCUUUGACCUGGGGAUGGCCACCGCCUUUAACAUAUUGGACACCCUCGGUGAAGAUGAUUUCGUUAACCUCAUUACCUUCUCGGAGGUGGUAAAAACCCCAGUGCCGUGUUUCAAGGACCGCAUGGUUCGGGCCACGCCCGAUAAUAUCCAGGAGAUCAAGUCCGCAGUAAAGGCCAUCAAGCUGCAGGAUACGGCCAACUUUACGGCGGGUCUGGAGUACGCUUUCAGUUUGCUGCACAAGUACAAUCAAUCGGGGGCUGGGAGUCAGUGCAAUCAGGCCAUCAUGUUAAUCACGGAAAGCACCUCGGAGUCGCACAAGGAUGUUAUUAAGCAGUACAAUUGGCCACACAUGCCCGUCCGAAUAUUUACAUACCUGAUUGGCAGCGAUUCCGGAAGCAGGAGUAAUCUCCACGACAUGGCCUGCUCGAACAAGGGAUUCUUCGUCCAGAUCAACGAUUACGAUGAGGCCCGCCGCAAGGUGAUUGACUAUGCCCUGGUAAUGGCUCGUCCAAUGAUCAUGUACCAGGCGGACCAUCCGGUCCACUGGAGUCCGGUGUUUGUUGCCGGUAAGUCCGGAGGACUUGGCCGCGAUUCGGAGUACCAACGGCGCCUGGUGACGACAGUUUCAACUCCGGUCUUCGAUAGACGGAACCAUUCGGUGCGCGUUGCCAAUCUGCUGGGCGUGGUGGGCACCGAUGUGCCCAUCGAGGAGAUCCGCAAGGUGAUCCCCCAACACAAGCUGGGACCGAAUGGCUAUUCGUUUAUCGUAGAUAACAACGGACGGGUGCUCUACCACCCGGAUUUGCGUCCCUUAGGCGAUGCCAACCAGUACAUCGACCAGCUGAAGCCCAAGUACGCCUCGGUCGACAUUACGGAGUUGGAACUGCCGGAGACGGAGUUCGGCAAUAAUAACGAGCCCAUUGAAAUUAAUAAGAACCUUUUAAAUGAGAUGCGUGGUGACAUGAUAAAACCCAAGGAGGGGGAGACGGAGUUCACGGUGAUGAACCAUUACGAUGACUCGAAAAGGGUUUCGACCAGGACGCAUCGAUACUUCUAUGGCCCCAUCGAGGAUACACCAUUUACCCUGGCUAUAGUGCUCCCGGAGAAAUACGGUAGCCAUGAGUUUGUCUCCCAACAGGAGAUUCGCCAUUCGCGUAACAAUGUUACCGAAUACUUUAAGGGAGACAACUGGCGCGUACAUCCCGACUGGGUGUAUUGUGAGUACAAUAGCGUCAGUGACCUGGAGAAGGAAAGGGAGAGCUCCGGCGAGUACUCCCCGCGCGAUCAAGAGCCCAGCUUCGGAUCGCCAGAGGAGCAGGUAUUGCACUUUCUGUCUCGCGCUGGACGCCCCGGUUGGAAGUGGAUGUCGGUUCGACCCAAGUCGCCGCAGCCACAUCACAACAUGCACAGUGGCUCCAACGGCAAUGCGCCCGGAUCGAGCCACUUUGGAUCGCAGCACCAAAGCUCUCAGGGAUCUCGCAAGGCUGAGCCGUACUUUUGCGAUCGAGCCCUCCUCCAGAGCUUGGUGCGCGAUGCCAUGGUAACUGAUGGACUCGAUAGGAACACGACUGGAUCCUCCAGCGGCAAGGAGGAUAAGCAUCCCAUCGCCACAUUGAUGGCAAUCCUAAAGAGGCAAGGAUACCAGAAGUUUGUGGUCGCUACUUCCUUCGUUGCAACGAGAUCGGGUCUUCUCCGGUGGAUUGAUCAUGUAAAGCGACCCGAGGAUACUCCCGAGCCUCACUUUAGCGAAGAUAAUGUUAGAGCCAUGGACACAUCCUGGUAUAAGAGGGCGAUUGACCAGCAUUCUGUGGAACCAGACAGUUUUGUGUACAGUGUACCCUUUGGCUCGGGCUAUGCCAUUAAGUCGAACGCCACUCUGGUGACCGCCUCCCAUGCCAUAUUUGUGGAGCAUCGAGGUCACAAAGCGGCAGCCGGAGUUGUGGGUCUGCAAUUUCAGCACGAUUCUUUAGCGAAGCAUUUUAUAAACAUCACCUCAGCCUGCACUGGCAUGACUGGCUGCAAGAGAACCUGCGCUUCGGACAAUUUGGAUUGCUAUGUUCUAGACAACAGUGGCUUUGUGAUCAUAUCCGAAGAGAUGGAGCACACGGGCAAGUUCUUUGGACAGAUCGAUGGCACCAUUAUGGAUUCUUUGGUCCAGGAUCGCAUAUACAAGAGAGUUACGGUGAACGAUUAUCAGGGUGUCUGCUCCGAUGCGGAUAAUCCAUAUACGGCUGCAGGAGGGAUUUUGAAACCGAAUCGCCUGGGCUCCUGGUUCUUCAAUCAUCUUUUGGCCCUGAGUGCCGCCUGGUUGUCCCUGAUGCCUGCUUCCCUGCGGGCAUGGCCGCAGGAGGAGUAUACCUACGACAACGAGGACGUUGUUUUCGUGGACAAUAAUUACUCUGAUGAAUACGAGUUCGGAAAUGAAAACGAAUACAAUAUGCAGGUGGAUCAGGAAAUGGACGAAUUUUUCACCACAGCCGACGUGGAAUAUACGACACCACCGCCUAGACAGCAUAAACCUCACGUUGGACCGCGAUUUUCACCAGAUCCUCACAACGCCAGACGUUGUGAUCUCCGCACGGAUCUCUAUAUGCUUCAGCCGGAGCGCCUGAAUCAGGGUGGUCAAAACAAUCCGCUCAAGGGUAAAUUAACCAACUGUCAUGUGUCUGGAUGCGAGCGUCCUUUCAGCGUUCAAAAGAUCCCGCACAGCAACCUGAUCCUGUUGGUGGUGGACACCUUGUGUCCAUGUGGCUCCAAGCAACUGGACAUUGAGCCCUUGGAGGAGGCGGGCGUAAUCGGAGCCUGCAGUACGAGACGCCAGGGACAGGAGCAAGAGUCCCGAAGGCGCCCCAAAAAGUGCAUCAACUAUCAUCCCGAGGAGAUCGAAAUACAGCAAUGUGGACGUGGCAGCACUCUGCUGCACAUGUCGGGAUCGGUAAUUGUGGCUCAUCUUUUGAUGGUGACAGUGACCUUUGUGCUGGCCAAUGCGUGAUAUGAGCACUAAACGAGUUUUGAAAAUUAAGUUUGCACUAAAUAUGUGUUGAAAGCAAAAAGCGGAUGAGACCUAAAGGACAUCAGAAUUUCUUUUCGAAAGAAAUACGCAGUUUGAGUUUGUUGAUUUGAGGUAGAAGUGAAAGCUGUUAGUAAACCUCUAUCAUUAAAUGUGGUUAGAGGAAAAAUCAAAUAUUUAUUAGAAGAUUCGUAAAUGAGCAACGUUAUACCGAUAACACUAUCGAGUUUAUAUCCUUAUGUUUGUAGACAAUAAUUUGCAGGACGAUUAGACAAAACGAUAGCAAAACAUUAAUUAUGUAUGUAUUUGUGCAAUACGAUAAGCAUUUAAAACAUAAUUGUUUAGUCCAAAGCUUUCUAGAACGAGCUUUUUUUUAACAAUUAUUGAUUGAUUUCAUCAUUAAAUAUGAGAAGCAAAUUAAAGAAACAGUGCAAAAAUCUUUAAAUAAAUGUAAUAAUGAAGGUAAAACAUUAAUCAGUCGGAUUAUGUAAAUAGUAUCAAAAAUAUUCAAAAUGAGCAAAAUUCCUACCGAUAAAUAAUUCGUUUCUUUCCUGUUUUUUUUUAUCGUACAACUUAAAUACUAAAUAAACGGAGUUACUUUUGCACUCAACUGCGUACGCACAAAUAUUAAGUAUUAUAUAUUUUACAACCAAACUAAAUCGAAUUCACUGAACAAAUGGAAGACUUGAAAUACCCGACAGCAAUGUAAAAAUAACAAAAGCACAUUAAGAACAAAAGCAAAACCAGAGAAAAAUAUGUAGGCAGUUAUGUAUAUGGUUCACAUCCAAAUUUGAACAAAAGAAAACCAAGUUAAUUAUUAUAUAAAUAUCUGAUUAGUUUUGCAGAAAACAAAUAAAAAAAGAAAGAGGAGAAGGAAUAAUAAUUUAUUUUAUAUACAUUUUUAUACAAACCUCAUUCAUAUAACAAAAAGCGAAUGGCGAAAACCAAAUCAACUAGUGUAAUCGUUCUAAUUAUUUUAGACUAUACAGUGAGUUCUUUGCGUUUCUUUUGUUAACUUAUUAGGUCUACAUAGAAAUUUACAUAUCUAUCGGAGUUCUGAAAUAAAAAAAUAUUUCUUUUCCAAACUAAUAAGCAACACUAUAUAAAAAACAAAUUACAUGAAACACUUACAUAUUCACACCUACACUCAAUCUCACUCACUUUAAACACAAAUAAACACUUACAAACAUAUACAAAAUAUAAAGAAAGAAUAUUUUCUGUGUCUUAAACUUGUAUAAAAAAUGUCUUCCAUUACAAAUACUUAACGAAAAUGAAAUCCAAACAAAGUAAAACAAUUUAUAAAUCAAUACCUACUAAUUAACUUACACUAAAAAUACGAUUAUAUAAGAAAAUAUAUACUAAAACAUUUAACUCGAAAGUCAUUAACCAAGCAUACACAAUUUCAAAAGUUUCGCUCUGCGCCCCUAUUAAGCUUUAAGCUGAAAGAGGGCGGAGGAAACCCAAAAAAAAUGGAAAAAAAGAACAAACAUUCGUACACCCAUUAGAAGGUUAGAUAAUGUAGGUAGUUAGGGCUGGCUAAUCGACGGCACCGGCAGGAAGGGGAGCAUGGAAAGGAGGAUCAUACAAGCAUUAGAAGAAAUAUUAGCAGAAUAUUUAAUAUAUAGUAAAUAUGUAAUAAACCUAAUUUAACAUACAACCUAAACCGAGUAAUCAAUUGUAAGUCGUAACUCAUAAGAGCUGUUUGUUAAACGUUGAUAAUGUCGAUGGAUUGGACGGUGUUGCAGUACGAAGGUAAGACACCAGUGCGUAUGCGUAAUCUGAGCUGGAGUGUGUGCAUGAUUGGAUGAUUAGUGAUUGUUUGCGUGCAUGGCUGGGAACCUUGACUGACUUUAAGUGGCGUGGGUGGGAAUGUGUGGGAAACGACAAAUGGAAAUACCUGGUAGGCCACCGAAGGCAGAAAACAAUACACACACCUUACAGUUAAGAUCGCUAAAAAACAAUUCCCCCUUUUUUUUAUCCACUCUGCCGGUAUCUUCCGGUAUCAGCUGCAUUCUCACUCACUCCUGUUCACCACAAAUCCACUGUAAAAUGGCAUUCAAUUCCUUCGCAUAACUUCAACUCGAAAGUAACAAAAGUAUUUAUGUAUUCAACUUUUUGCAAAACGAAAAUUCCAUAUCAAACACAUAAAAAACUAAUUAUAAAUAAAACGAAAUUGAAAUCAACUGGAAUAUGUAAUAAUGUAACAAUGUUCUGCAAGAUUUUCUAUGUUUGUUUAUUUUUAUAAGGAAAUCGAAUGUUUGUAUAUGUAGUCCAUAAUUUUCUAAAGGAAUAUGAAUAUAUUGAGAAACACGAAAAAAAAACAAAGUAAAGUUUAUUGGUCUUAAUGAAAUGGAAAACCAAAAGAAAUAUAAUUAAAACUACCAUUAUUAACUUACGAAUUAAAUCAAAUUUUUGACAUGCGAUUUUUGCUUUUUGGAAAUCGUGCUUUUUGCUAAAAACAAAACCACAAGAAAAGAAAAACAAAACGACCUAUUAUUAAAAUAUGAACACACUUUUGCUCUCUAUAAACCCUAUAUACAAGCAUCUUUCUAUAUGGAAUAUUUAUAUACAGCCAUCCGAAACCAAACGAAAACAAAAAAACUUAUAUAUACCAUGUAAUAAAAAAUGUCCUUGAAUAUUCAUCUCUUUCACUUCACACGAGAAAUCCGUAAAGUUUAAUUAUCAUUAUUUGCCGCUCCUUGCUUACCCUAAUUUUUAAUAAUUUUAUUUCGUUUGAGAGUUAAAUUGAGACCGAGAAACAUAUUAGACAACAACUGACAACUAAGCAUACAGUUAUGGAAUAUUAAAAAACAAAAACAUUUAAGGACUUAAAAGAUAUUUGAAAGAAAAGUCAUCCUAUCAAGUCUAAUCAGUGUAAAAAUUCUGUUAUUGCUGUCGAACACACAUUAAAAUUAGACUAAAAUAAACCCAAAGCAACUUUUAAAUUGUACAAUUGUUGUUCCAUUAAAUUUGUCAUUAUGAGAUUUGAAAAUAUAAAAGUUUAAUGCAAAAGAGAAACAGUAUGGAAUACAUAUAAAUACGUACACACAUGUAUGUCAUACACAUUAUGUAUGUUCCAGAGAUCCACAAAAUGGCGGUAAAUACCUAUCAAAAUUGUUCAAAAAAGCUUAAAAUUUGGAUAACAAAACAUUUAAUUUGUUUUACAAGCAAUCUCACAUUUAAAUACGGUCACCAAUGGCACAUCUUACACCUAUAGACAAGUCUUAUGUUAUUUUGUACGAAAAGUCUACAAAGAAUUUUGCGUAAUAGUUUGAAAGAAGUAAAAACUAUUUAACAUUAGUCAAAAUAAACACACAUUUGCGAAAGUCUAACUGUUAAGGGAAAAAUAACAAAGUAAACCGCAUACUUACAUAAAUUAAUUAUAAAUUAAUAUAAACUUGCUCAUUAUUCUAAUUACAAACUGGAAAUUAUAAGUAAAUGGUAUACAUAAAUAAUAUAAUUAAAACCAUGUUAAGAUUCAACAUUAAACAGGAAGACGAACAACUAAAAAUAUUAUAAAUACAUAAUAUGAACGAAGGAACAGAAAAAGUGCAUAAGAAAACAGAGAAUGAAGAAAUAAAUGACAAAAAGUAUUAUAAAAUA
Drosophila simulans is the source of this 8529-nucleotide messenger RNA. RefSeq names its product voltage-dependent calcium channel subunit alpha-2/delta-3 (gene stol). Gene Ontology annotation, molecular function: voltage-gated calcium channel activity. The record is from RefSeq and is a predicted model, not a curated record. The transcript has 17 exons. Gene Ontology annotation, cellular component: voltage-gated calcium channel complex. NCBI's taxonomy places the organism in Eukaryota, Metazoa, Arthropoda, Insecta, Diptera, Drosophilidae. Bases 1096 to 4908 code for a protein of 1270 amino acids.